UGAAAAUAACCUACGGUAAAACAACAACAAAAAAUAGUUUUUAAAAAUUUUCGACAGCUUACUUACUAUUGGCCAAAUCAUCUAAUUUGAACAUUAAUGAUUUUACUAACUAAGUUGUAAAUUGUAUUGUAUUGUACGUUGAAAGAUCAACACUUGUUUCAUUUCGAUCAGAUAUCAUAUUGCUGUUAAGUUCCUUCAUAUAAAAAUGUUAUCCAAUGCUCCUCAUCAGCCCAGUAGUGGUGGACGUAAAACAAUUGAUAUUUGUGAUUUAGUUCUUGAUUAUAUAACACAAUUUCCAUUUGCUAAAGAUGUGAGAUCACGUAUUAAUUUAGAUGAGAUUCAUUCAAGUGAUAUUGAUUUUUCACGUUUACAUAUUACACAUAAACAAACAGAAUAUCUUUCAUCAUCCAAUAUGAUUAUUAAUGGUGCUGUUGUACAACAACACACUGGAUCAGUGUUAACAAUGAAAAAAAAUCUUAAAAGUCAUGUAUUAUUCUCAUCAUUAUUUACAAAUAACACUAGUGAAACACAAACAAAUCAUUUAAGAACUGAACGUCGAACAAGUUCAUCAUGUCGAAUUAGUUUACAAAAAGUUGUUACUAAAGGUGGAAAUAUUAAUUUACAAAUUGGACCACCAAGUAUGUCAGUUCAAGCAAAUGGUGGUUUUCGACGUGAAUUAACUAUGUCGAAAGAUUUAGAAGAAGUAUUUGAAGAGGAAUUAAUUUGGACAUUAGAUACUGAAAUAGUUGUACCUCCAGGAUAUCGUACACGUGCUGAACUAGUGAUUACAGAAGAUGAAUACAAUGGGAAAUUUCAAGUUGAAACAAUAUUUGAAGGUUCAAUCUCUGUGAAAUUACGUGAUAAAAAAGAUGGAUCUAUUGUUUCAGUUGUAGUAAUCAAUGAUUUGAAUAAAUUGUUAACGCCUAAAAAUGGAUUUCAUCCAAUACCCAAUACUACUAGUGCUGUUAGUUUUGUAAAUGAAGGUUCAUGUCAUUGUCAUUAUGGUAUUGGACAACGUGUGGAAUUACAAGAGGAAAAAAUUUAAAUUAACUUUAUACUACUAUUAAUCAAUAUCAGUAAUAUUUUAAGAAAAAACAACAUUUCUUUUUUAAAUAUAUGCAACUUUAAAUAUUUUUUUU
Molecule: messenger RNA, 1139 nt
Organism: Schistosoma turkestanicum
Lineage: Eukaryota; Metazoa; Platyhelminthes; Trematoda; Strigeidida; Schistosomatidae
Source: the annotation of a GenBank genome assembly